UUUUCAUAAUAUGCACUGCAGCUGAUUAGUCAACUGUAGUCGUAGUCAAGUUAAAAAGAUGACAAGAAACAUGUUUUUAUAACUAACAAACUGCUACGUUCCAUUUAAAUAAUAAAUACAUAUAGACAUAUAUGUAUAUAUAUAUAUAAUUACUAACCCAAUAUUUAUUGUUAUAAUAAAUAUAUAAAAGUGCAAUAUAUACAAUCAAGUGUUCAGUGAUCGUGAAUUAUAAUUAAUAAAUAAUAAAAUACUAUUUUGCUGGUAUUUAAAAACAAGUGUUGAAUUAUCUACAGACGCCAUGAUGGACGGAAUCUGUGAUAAUGCAGACAUUUUAAAUACUGCGCCUUCUAAAAAGGUUAUUCAGUCGGACAACAUUGACUUGAGUGACAAGUCAUUGCAAGUUGACAUAUCAGACGCACUGAGUGAAAAAGACAAAGUUAAAUUUACGGUCCAUACAAAAACAACAUUACCGGAGUUUCAAAAAUCUGAAUUUCUUGUUGUGAGGCAGCAUGAAGAAUUCGUUUGGCUGCACGACAGAUUUGAAGAGGAAGAGGAAUAUGCUGGUUACAUUAUUCCGCCAUGUCCACCAAGGCCAGAUUUUGAUGCGUCGCGUGAAAAAUUACAAAAACUCGGUGAAGGUGAAGGAAACAUGACACGUGAAGAAUUUACUAAAAUGAAACAAGAAUUAGAAGCUGAAUACUUGGCUACAUUUAAAAAAACAGUAGCAAUGCACGAAAUGUUUCUAACACGUUUAGCUCAUCAUCCAGUAUUUCGAAAUGAUCAUAAUUUACGCGUAUUUCUUGAAUACGACCAAGAUUUAUGUGUUCGUGGUAAAAACAAAAUAGAAAUAUUCGGCGGUUUAGUUAAAUCAUUAUCUAAAACAACUGAUGAAUACUAUCUAUCAGCAACUGUUAAAGAUGUUAACGAUUUUUUUGAUCAAGAGUUGGCAUUUUUACAACAGUAUCACAACAAUCUUAAAGAAGCUACAUCUCGCGCAGAUCGACAAACAACGAAACAUAAAGAUGUCGCUGAUUCCUACAUCAAAAUUUCGACAAAUUUACUGCAAUUAGCGACUACCGAUUCCGGAAAAUUGGAAAGGUUUUUAACUAAAAUUGCUGAGACUUUUGAAAAAAUUCGUAAAGUUGAAGGCAGAGUUGCAUCAGAUGAAGAUCUUAAACUAUCAGAUACUCUUAGAUAUUAUAUGAGAGAUACUGCUGCAGCAAAACGUUUGCUUGUCAGAAGAUUGAAAGCUUUACAUACUUACGAAACAGCUAAUCGUACAUUAGAGAAAGCCCGUGCUCGUAACAAAGAUGUCCAUGCGGCACUGGAGGUUGCUGAGGCCGAGAAAGCUCAAACAGAAGCUUGUGAAAAAUUCGAGCAAAUGUCAGACAAAGGAAAAGAAGAACUAACAGACUUCAAAACUCGACGAAUAGCCGCUUUUAGAAAAAAUUUAAUUGAAUUAACUGAAUUGGAAAUAAAACAUGCCAAGACACAUGCGGACUUGCUCAAAAAAUGUUUACUUGUGUUGAGAGAAGAAUGAUUUCAUAAUAAUAAAUUUAUAAUAUGGGUACAAUUUCACUUAUGCUAUGCAAGCACUCGAAAAGUGCAUCUAUUUGAUAAUAAUUAUGAUAAUUAUAUAUUGUAAAGUAUAUUUUUUAUUUUUAUCUUUAAAAUGAUCUAUAUGUCAUAAAAUAAUAAUAAUAAUAAUAUUACGAGCAAAUAGAUGUAAAGUAAAAAAUUUUUUUACAAAUAAUUGUUAUAUUAAAUUAAUUUUUUUAGUUUAUUAAUUAUUAAUUUUUACUAUUUACUAUACACUAUAAAAUUUUCGGAGUAAACGCCAAUUUAAUUCGGCGUAAAUUCAAAGCGGAUGACUUUAUUUAUUGAAUAUUCUUGGAGUAAAAUUAACUCCAACCUGGAGUUUUAAUAUUCAAAUUAAAACUCCAGGUUGGAGUAAAAUUUACUCCGAAGGGAAGUCUUUUCUAAUAUUAAACUCCAGUUUGGAGUAAAAUUUACUCCGAAAAAUUCAGAUCACUUCGAAAUCACUUAUUAAAAAAAAACUUCAUAUUCACUCCGUAAAUGAAGUGAUUUUUUUUACUCCGAAACUCCGAGUAACAAAGUGAAUUCGGAUUUAAAUAAAAUCCAUAAUCACUCCGUAUUCACUCUCGAUUUUUUACAGUGUAUAAAUUUAUAGAUUAUAGAAGAUAGUAAAAAUUAUUUAAAGGAUUCCAAUGAUAUAAAUAAGUUUCUAGAAUAAAAUAAUAUGUAUUAAUUAUUAUUAUUAUUAUAAUAAUAUACUUUAUUACUUUUUUUAAAUUUAGAACUCUUUAUCUGUAAUAAAACAAAAAUAUAUAUAUAUAUAAAUAAAUGAGUAAAAAAACGA
Messenger RNA from Microplitis demolitor, 2380 nucleotides. RefSeq names its product sorting nexin-6 (gene Snx6). NCBI's taxonomy places the organism in Eukaryota, Metazoa, Arthropoda, Insecta, Hymenoptera, Braconidae. The transcript is spliced from 10 exons. Gene Ontology annotation, biological process: phagosome-lysosome fusion involved in apoptotic cell clearance. Gene Ontology annotation, molecular function: phosphatidylinositol binding. Bases 299 to 1540 code for a protein of 413 amino acids. The record is from RefSeq and is a predicted model, not a curated record.